CGCUGUCUUUUUCUAUAACCUUUCUCUAUCCACGAACAUAUGAUUCUCUAAUCCUAAUCUACGUAUCGUUUAUAUCAGAAUUCAAAAUACGAGGGUAAGGUUCUGAAAUUGAUCCUCUCGUUUGUAAGAUGGAUGUCGCGCAUCUUGAGAGAACCACGAAAGCAAAAAAGGACGAUGCGGUGCGAAAAAUAUCGAGACCAAAAGCAGGCGAUAAUCUGGAAAAAGCUGUAAAAAAUGUGCAACAUAUCUUGAAGAAAAAGAAAGCACUAGCUAAAGCUGCCAAGAAAAAGAGAACAAGUUCAACAAAACGUAAAUCUAUACAAUCUAAAGUGAAAAAACCGAGACAAAGAGGGAUAGUUUAUGUAGGACACAUACCUCAUGGAUUUUAUGAAGAACAAAUGAAAGACUACUUCAAACAGUUUGGAAAUGUAACAAGAGUACGAGUGGCACGAUCCAAAAAAACUGGGAAAAGUCGUGGCUAUGGUUAUGUAGAAUUCCUUUACUCAGAAGUUGCUCAAAUUGCAGCAGAGAGUAUGAAUAAUUAUCUCAUGUGUGGUCGAUUAUUGAAAGCCACAUAUAUUCCACCGGAGAAGCAGCAUUUUGGAUUUUUCAUGGGAGCAAAUUGGACAGAAGAUGAAUACCCUAAAUUGAGAAGCAGGAGUAAGACAAUCUUACGUAAAAACCGCGUUCAAAGUGCUGAAGCUUACAAAAAGUAUAUUAAAAAUUCACUCAAUAAGCUUUCUAUGUUAGAAGCUAAACUGCAAGACAAAGGAAUCAGCAUAAAAUUUCAACCCAUUGAUGUACCAAAGUCGUAAUGAACAAUAAAAAUUUAUACAGUAAA
This is a messenger RNA of Formica exsecta, 841 nucleotides long. Its product is annotated as MKI67 FHA domain-interacting nucleolar phosphoprotein-like. Gene Ontology annotation, molecular function: RNA binding. Gene Ontology annotation, biological process: maturation of LSU-rRNA from tricistronic rRNA transcript (SSU-rRNA, 5.8S rRNA, LSU-rRNA). The record is from RefSeq and is a predicted model, not a curated record. Gene Ontology annotation, cellular component: nucleolus. NCBI's taxonomy places the organism in Eukaryota, Metazoa, Arthropoda, Insecta, Hymenoptera, Formicidae.